UAGUGUGAUGAAAUCUCACACCAUAUUCCUUUGCCCUGCCCUGGAUGUGAAUCAUCCUUUUGUCCAAUGUGUCCAUUCUGUAUACAUUACCUACCUAUUUGCCACUUGAUAGUCCUCUUGGUUAUCAGAUUGUUGUGGUAUUGCAAUGCUUGUACAAAUUCAGUUAACCCUUAUUUUACUUAAUAGUGGCCCCAAAGCACAAGAGUGGUGACUCUGGCAUAUUGUUAUAUUUAUUCUAUUUUAUUAUUACUUAUUGUUAAUCUCUUGCUGUGCCUAAUUUAUAAGUUAAACUUUAUCAUAGGUGUAUAUAUAGGAGAAAACAUAAUGUAUAUAGGGUUCAGUACCAUCUGUGGUUUCAGACAUCCAAGGGGGAUCUUGGAAUGUAUUCCCUCAGGAUAAGGGGGGAAUACUGUAUGUAUUUCAGACAAAAUAGACUUUAAGUCAAAAGCUAUAACAAGAGCAAGAGACACGGGCAUUACAUAAAUGUUGAAGAGGUAAAUUCUUUUUUUUUUUUCUUUGAGACAGAAUCUCCCUCUUGCCCAGGCUGGAGUGCAGUGGUAUGAUCUCAGCUCACUGCAACCUCUGCCUCCUGGGUUCAAGUGAUUCUCCUGCCUCAGCCUCCUGAAGCUGGGACUACAGGCACGUACCACCACGCCCGGCUAAUUUUUGUAUUUUUGGUAGAGAUGGGUUUUCACCGUGUUGGCCAGGCUGGUCUUGAACUACAGACCUCAAGUGAUCCACCCACCUCAGCCUCCCAAAGUGCUGGGAUUACAGGUGUGAGCCAUUGAGCCUGGCCCAAAGAGGUAAAUUCAUCAAGAUGAUUGGAGCAUCAAAAUACAUAAAGUAAAUAACAGAUUUUUUUUAAUAGUGAAAGCAAGCUUAUUAAGAAAGUAAAGGAAUGAAAGAAUGGCAGAACAGCCCUCUUAACAGACUUGAAGAGGGAAAUAGACAGCAAUAGAAUACCCCACUUUCAACAAUGGAUAGAUCAGACAGAAAAUCAAAGAGGAAACAUUGAACUUGAGCUGCUCUUCAGACAAUAUGGGCCUAAGAGACAUACACACAACAUUUAUCCAACAGCAGCAGAAUACACAUGCUUCUCAAGUGCACAUGGAAUGUUCUCCAGUAUAAAUAUGUUUGGUCACAAAACAAGUCUUAAAUUUAAGAUUGAAAUCAUAUUGAGUAUCUUUUGACUAUAAUAGUCUGAAAUUAGAAAUCAAUAACAGGAUGAAAACCAGAACAUUCACAAACAUGUGGAAAUUAAAAAGUUUCCUGAACAACCGAUGGGUCAAAGAAUCAAAAAAGAAAAAAAUAUCUUGAGACAAAUUAAAGUGGAAACACAGCAUAUCAAAAUUUAUGGGAUGCAGCAAAAGGAGUUCUAAAAGGGAAGUUUAUACCUCCAUUAAGAAAAAAGAAAGAUCUCAAACAAGCUAAUGUUACACCUACAGGAACUAGCCAAAGCCUAAAGUUAGCAGAAAGAAAGAAGUAACAGGCCAGGCACAGUGGCUCACGCCUGUAAUCCCAGCACUUUGGGAAGCUGAGGCAUGUGGAUCACGAGGUCAGGAGUUCGAGACGAGCCUGGCCAACAUAGUGAAACCCUGUCUUUCCUAAAAAUACAAAAAUUAGCUGGGUGUGGUGGCACGCGCCUGUAGUCCUAGCUACUCGGGAGGCUGAGGCAGGAGAAUUGCUUGAAUCCGGGAGGCGGAGGUUGCACUGAGCUGAGACUGUGCCAUUGCACUCCAGCCUGGGUGACAGAGUGAGUCUCCAUCUCAAAAAAACAAAACAAAACAAACAAACAAAAAAGAUCAGAGCAGAAAUAAAUGAAAUUUAUAUGCCUUUUCUCCUACAUUAAAAAGAAAGAACUGAUACCAAUCCUUCUCAAACUCUUCCAAAAAAUUGAAGAGGAGGGAAUAAUUUCAAAUUCAUUUUACAGGGUCAGCAUUACCCUGAUACCAAAGCCAGAUAAGGACACUACAAGAAAAUUACAUCCCAGUAUCCCUGAUAAACACAGAUGCGAAAUCCUCAACAAAAUACUAGCCAACUGAAUUUGGCUAGUAUAUUUAAUAGAGCCUGUUAAAAGAUUAUACACCAUGAUCAAGUGGGACUUAUCCCUUGGAUGCAAGGAUGGUUCAACACACACAAAUCAGAUGUGAUAAACUGUCUUAACAGAAUGAAGGACAAAGGCCAUAUCAUCUCAAUAGAUGCAGAAAAAGCAUUUCACUAAAUUCAACAUUCUUUUGUGAUAAAUACCCUACAAUUUAGAUAUAGAAAGAACUUACUUCAACACAAUAAAGGCCAUAUAUCACAAGCCCAGAACUAAUAUUAUUGUCCGUGGUGAGAAACUGAAAGCUUUUCCUCUAAUUUAGGAAGAAGACAAGGAUGCCCACUCACUACUUCUAUUCAACAUAGUGCUGGAAGACUUAGCCAGAGCAAUCAGGCAAGAAAAAGAAAUAAGAGGCAUUCAAAUCAGAAAGGAAGAAAUAAAAUUGUCUUUGUUUGCAGAAGACACUAAAUGAAAUAAGCCGGACAGAUAAAUAAUGCAUGAUCUCACUUACAAGUGGAAUCUAGAAAAAGUUAAACUCACAGAAACACGGUAGAAUCAUGGUUACCCAGGCUAGGAGGUCAGGGAAGAAGGAAGAUAAUGGUCAAAGGGUACAAACCUUCAGCUAAAAGAUGAAUAAGCACCGAGACCUUAUGUACAGCAUGGUAACUAUAGUUAAUAAUAAUGCAUACCUGAAAUUUGCUGAGAGAGUAGAUCUCAAGUGUUCUCACCACACACACAAGUUAACUACGUGAGGUAAUGGAUACGUUUAUUAGCCUAAUUGUAAUCAUUUCACAAUGUAUACAUAUAUUAAAAUAUCACAUUGUAUAUUCUAAAUAUAUAUAAUUUUUAUUUGUCAACCAUACCUCAAUAAAGCUGGAAAAAAGAUAUAUAUAUGUAUAUGUAAAAAGUAACACAUACUGCUUUCUUCAGAGAUUCUGAUAUACCUCCCGCUUUUGCCUUCCUGUAGGAGGACUUAAGAGACUUCCUGAACUGUGUCUUUUCUUAUCAUUACUGAGAUUUUGAGGCACUGCUAUUGAUAGAGUACUUCCCAUACACCUUCCUAGAUAGUACAUGCUCACGAAGUACUUGUGGGAUUAACAGUGAUUUCAGUGAGGAGGGACUAGAAGUCGAUGGAGUUUCGCUCUUGUCACCCAGGCUGGAGUGCAAUGGCACGAUCUCGGUUCACUGCAACCUCCACCUCCCAGGAUCAAGCGAUUCUCCUGCCUCAGCCUCCCAAGUAGCUGGGACUACAGGUUUGUUCAGGUAACUUGCAUUGGCCAACAGAAUCAGAGCAAAUACAAUGUACACCUUAUCUGAAUAAAGGAUGCUACUACAUGGUUCAGCUUACAAGGAGCUAUUCUGUGAUCUCAGCUUCCAGAAUGAGAAAACACUUGGAGAGGAGCCAAGCAGAGUUGCAGUCAACUCCAAGGUGACCCUAAGCACAAGUGUAAUGUGAGUGAGAAAUACAUGUUUGUUGUUGUAAGCCACUUGGAUUUUGGGGUUGGUGAUACAGUGUAAUCCAGUUAUAAUGUGACUUAUUCCAGGGAGAGAGCUAUAGUUUUAGGAAUAUGGUUUGCUUUCUAAUUAUGAGCUUAGAUUGUAAAGACUCUGAGAAUCAAUGAUUAUUAUUUCAGGGAGUAUGUGUGCAUGUAUACCUGUCUACGUGCACGUGCUGGUUAGGUCCAAUCAUUAAUUUGUGGAGAACUUAAAAUUCCCUUAUCCUUCCCUUAUGCUUUGUCAUUCCCCUUUCCCUUUUCUUACUAAAUAAUUUGAUUCUAAAUAAAGCAGUAUCAAGAUAGGUGUCUAUGGUGAGGUGGCUGGGAGGGCAGCAGUGGCCUGGCACAGGGGGAGAGCUUUAGCAGGGUGAGAAGGGUGACUAUGCAGGGUAUUGGCUUGACAGUGGUUCUGGAGCCCAAGCAGAGUGAGAAGAACAUCCUGUGGGGGUGGGAAAGUGUCCUGGCAUGGAGAACCAGAGCGAGGAGGUGUCCACUCCUGGCAAUAGCCCAGUGCAGGGUGUCAGAGGAUAAGAUUGAGGAGGGUGUCCAUAGUAGGGGUAGCCUGAUGUGAGAGGUCAGAGUCUGAGAGGUAAAGAAGGCAUCUAUGUGGUGGGAUAGUCAGGUGCAGUGAGUGCAAGCAGGGUGAGGAGGGCAUCCGUGUAUGAGGUUACCUUCUAUAGGGAGUCAGAGUCGCAAAUGGCUGAGCAGAGUACUCUAGGGCCAGCCUGGUAUGUAUGUCAGCAUGUGGGAGAGGUGAGGAGGACACCCAUGCCUAGUGUUGGCCCAGUUGGGGUUGGGACUCAGCACUUAAGCAGGAUGAGGAGAGAGAGCAUCCUUGCAGAGGGUAGACCUGGUGUGGGUUUCAGAGACCAAGCAUGAUAAGGAGGGUGUCCGUGUGGUGGGGUAGCCCAGUGAGGGAACUCAGAUGCUAAGUAGGGUCAGAUGGACAUUAUUGCUGGGGGAUGGAGGACCUGCAUGGAGUGUCAGAGCCCAAGCAGGAUGAAGAAAGCUUCUAUGCAGAGGGUGGACUUGGUGUGGGUUUCAGAAACUUAGCAGGAUAAGGAGGUGGUCCAUGUGGUAGGAUAGCCCAGUAAGGAAAUCAGACCCCUCCAGGGUGAGGAGGGCUUCCACCCAUAGAGUGACCUUGUGUGGAGCAUUAGAACCUAAGGGGGUCUAAGUGGUGACUAGGGGACCAGCAUCAGGAAUCAGAGUGCAAGCAGAGUGAGGAGGGCUUUCCUGCAGAGGAAUGGCCUAGCACAGGGAGUCAGAGCCUUGGCAGGGUGAGGGGGAUGUUUGUUGGGGGAUGUUCAUGGGGGUGGGGAGUGGGCUGGCCCUUUGCCGGCACUCUCAGAGUGAGGAGGGAGGGCAUCAGCGCAGGGGAUGGUGGCUUGGACUGGGGAGUCAGAGCCCAACUAGGAAGAGAGGGACAUCUUAGCAGGUGGGAGAUUGACGACAUCCAGGAGAUUGAUCAAAUAAGGAAUAAGUGAAAGACAAUGAAAGCAGGUUUCUUACUGUCACAGAAAGGAGUUAGGAAUGUGGGAAGGGAGAAAACUAGAAUGAAACCUGUGGUGUUAGAUUGGAAUUAGAGGAAUUAGUGUGAACUCAUGGUGUUCAAUAUAUUUAGAUAUGGAAAUAAUAUAGAAAUAUAGAGGUGUGUGUUUGUGUGUGUGUGCAUGCAUGUAUGCAUGUGUGUUAUGCAGGAGAAGGAAUCAGCUGGGGGAGAUUAAAAGGAGGAUCAUUUGUGGAGAGUUGAGGGCAGAGAAUCCAGGUGUGAGCUGGGAGCGUGUCUAUGGAGAGAUUCCACAUGAAGGAUUUAAUAUUUGGAGUGUUUUCUUCUAGGCCUUUGGAAAAAGUCAUAUUUAGUACUUUGUUUAAGUUUAUCCCCUUCUAUACUGUGAUUCUAUAUAAUUCUCCUAACUGUUAAAAGGUAGUCAUAUAUAUUGGAGGUGGUGUGGGGAUUAAAAGGUUAGGGAAGCAUGGAAUAAAGGCUGGCCUCCCCUCUCCUCCAACAUCCAGUAAAGGGAGCUGCUUUCUGGAGAUUCUAGCAAGAUGAAUGCAGACUUUUGAUAGAGUUAGUUACCAACAAGGAAACACAGAGAGCAUGGAGGAACAGCUUCAGAAGACAUGGGGUUUAAACUUUGCCAUCCCCACCAUGCUAGAGGAAACUGAUUCUUGAAGGUGGGGAGGCUGAUAUGUGAGUUUUGUGUCAAUGAUACUCUUAGAAUGUGGUACUAACAAGUUGCCUGAUCAGUCAAAAGUGAUGAGAUGAAUGCAACAUAAGUCUUUGUUCAGGUUGUUUGGUCAAAAGUAAUUACAUUUGUGUGUGGAAGCACAGAAAUUGUAUUUUUUACUGGUGAAAAACGCAGUUCUCCAGAAAGACUCUAAUUGCUUGGUUCUUCUUUUAUUUUUCUUCCUCUUUCCGCAACCCUUUGAGUUCCCACUUUUAUUGCAUUUGCUUGCAUUUGUUUCAAGGCUGUGAUUCUCACUAUACCGGUCCUGAGGAAAGGGCUUCUGUGAACUGCGGUUUUUAGUUUUUAUUGUGGUUCUUAGUUCUCGUGAGACCCCUCUUGAGGAUAUGUGCCUAUCUGGUGCCUCUGCUCUCCACUAGUUGAGUGAAAGGAAGGAGGUAAUUUACCACCAUGUUUGGUUCCUGUUUAUAAGAUGUUUUAAGAAAGAUUUGAAACAGAUUUUCUGAAGAAAGCAGAAGGUCUCUUCCCAUUAUGACUUCGGAAAUCACUUAUGCUGAAGUGAGGUUCAAAAAUGAAUUCAAGUCCUCGGGCAUCAACACAGCCUCUUCUGCAGCUUCCAACGAGAGGACUGCCCCUCACAAAAGUAAUACCGGCUUCCCCAAGCUGCUUUGUGCCUCACUGUUGAUAUUUUUCCUGCUAUUGGCAAUCUCAUUCUUUAUUGCUUUUGUCAUUUUCUUUCAAAAAUAUUCUCAGCUUCUUGAAAAAAAGACUACAAAAGAGCUGGUUCAUACAACAUUGGAGUGUGUGAAAAAAAAUAUGCCCGUGGAAGAGACAGCCUGGAGCUGUUGCCCAAAGAAUUGGAAGUCAUUUAGCUCCAACUGCUACUUUAUUUCUACUGAAUCAGCAUCUUGGCAAGACAGUGAGAAGGACUGUGCUAGAAUGGAGGCUCACCUGCUGGUGAUAAACACUCAAGAAGAGCAGGAUUUCAUCUUCCAGAAUCUGCAAGAAGAAUCUGCUUAUUUUGUGGGGCUCUCAGAUCCAGAAGGUCAGCGACAUUGGAAAUGGGUUGAUCAGACACCAUACAAUGAAAGUUCCACAUUCUGGCAUCCACGUGAGCCCAGUGAUCCCAAUGAGCGCUGCGUUGUGCUAAAUUUUCGUAAAGCACCCAAAAGAUGGGGCUGGAAUGAUGUUAAUUGUCUUGGUCCUCAAAGGUCAGUUUGUGAGAUGUUGAAGAUCCACUUAUGAACUGAACAUUCUCCAUGAACAGGUGGUUGGAUUGGUAUCUGUCAUUGUAGGGAUAGAUAAUAAGCUCUUCUUAUUUAUGUGUAAGGGAGGUCCAUAGAAUUUAGGUGGUCUGUCAACUAUUCUACUUAUGAGAGAAUUGGUCUGUAUAUUGACUGAUUCACUUUUUCAUAAAGUGAGCAUUUAUUGAGCAUUUUUUCAUGUGCCAGAGCCUGUACUGGAGACCCCCAUUGUGCACACAUGGAGAGAACAUGAGUCUCUCUUAAUUUUUGUCUGGUUGCUAAAGAAUUAUUUACCAAUAAAAUUAUGUGAUGUGGUG
Molecule: messenger RNA, 7287 nt
Organism: Gorilla gorilla gorilla (western lowland gorilla)
Lineage: Eukaryota; Metazoa; Chordata; Mammalia; Primates; Hominidae
Gene: CLEC4A
Product: C-type lectin domain family 4 member A
Exons: 9
Coding region: 6258-6971 (237 amino acids)
Source: RefSeq, a predicted model, not a curated record